AUGGCCAGUUUGGAAAAGCAUUAUCCCCUUCCAGACGCGGAGCCGACACAUCUUGAUGAUGGUUCCUCCUCGAAUGACUCUGGUUAUAACGGCCUUGACCUCCCUUCCACAGUCCCUCCCUCCGAAUUGACCGUGGAAAAACAAACUCCUGCUCAAGAACCUCCACCAAAUGGUGGCUUUAAUGCCUGGCUCCAAGUCCUAGGAUCAUUCUUCUUGUUUUUCAAUUCCUGGGGAACCGUGAAUGCUUUCGGAGUGUUCCAGACUUACUACGAGACCAACCUUCUUCAAGACGAGUCACCUUCGAACGUUUCUUGGAUUGGCUCCAUCCAGGCCUUUUUGUUACUCAUCGUCGGUGUCAUCACCGGCCCUGCUUAUGAUGCUGGCUACUUUCGCACGCUGAUCUGCCUCGGAACCUUCCUCAUUCCCUUUGGCUUCAUGAUGACCAGUCUUUCCACCGAAUAUUGGCAGAUAAUGCUUGCUCAGGCUGUUUGCAUCGGACUAGGCAAUGGCUGUCUGUUCGUUCCGUCUAUAGCUAUCCUACCACAAUAUUUCUCAACCCGCAAAGCCCUUGCAAAUGGAAUUGCGGCAUCUGGUAGCAGUCUCGGCGGCGUCAUCUAUCCGAUCGUCUUCCGCCAACUCUAUCCUCGAAUCGGCUUUCCCUGGGCUACUCGGGUUCUAGGCUUCAUCUCGCUCUUCACAACCCUCAUUUCAGUCGCUGUCAUGAGGGUACGGGUUAUGCCGAAGCAGAAAAGGGCCUUGCUUGAGUUGUCCGCAUUCAAGGAACUUCCUUACACGAUAUUCUGCAUCGCAAUGUUCUUCGGCUUUAUUGGCUUUUACGGUCCCGUCUACUACCUUCAGCCGUACGCAAUCAACAUGGGCAUCACCAAUGAAAACCUAGGAUUUUACUUGCUGCCGAUUCUGAACGCCGCCUCUGUCGCGGGUCGCAUUUUGCCCAACUUCCUAACGGACAGAGCGGGUCCGCUCAACAUCUUGAUUCCAGCAUCCCUUGCAUCCGGUAUUCUUGCACUCUGCUGGAUUGGCAUAAAAAAUCUGCCAGGCAUACUCGUCUUCGCCAUUCUUUAUGGAUUUUUCUCUGGCGGCUUCGUAUCGCUGCCACCUGUGGCAUUAAUCAGCCUGACCCCGGACCUGCGUACCCUCGGCACACGCAUGGGCCAAGCAUUCUUUGUGGCGUCUUUAGGGUUGCUGAUUGGCUCUCCUGUUGUGGGUGAGAUUGUCAACCAAACUGGAAGCUAUCUCGGAUUACAGCUCUUCUCUGGCCUGACGGUCUUUCUUACUGGCAUUAUGCUCAUCUAUACGCGAUUCAUAAUGGUGGGGCUGAAAGUCAAGAUCAAAGUGUGA
This is a messenger RNA of Endocarpon pusillum Z07020, 1359 nucleotides long. RefSeq lists its product as uncharacterized. The record is from RefSeq and is a predicted model, not a curated record. Gene Ontology annotation, biological process: transmembrane transport. NCBI's taxonomy places the organism in Eukaryota, Fungi, Ascomycota, Eurotiomycetes, Verrucariales, Verrucariaceae. Gene Ontology annotation, cellular component: fungal-type vacuole membrane. Bases 1 to 1359 code for a protein of 452 amino acids. The transcript has 2 exons. Gene Ontology annotation, molecular function: transmembrane transporter activity.